This is a messenger RNA of Entelurus aequoreus (snake pipefish), 2932 nucleotides long. Its product is annotated as sorbitol dehydrogenase-like. Gene Ontology annotation, biological process: D-sorbitol catabolic process. Bases 112 to 1332 code for a protein of 406 amino acids. The record is from RefSeq and is a predicted model, not a curated record. Lineage: Eukaryota; Metazoa; Chordata; Actinopteri; Syngnathiformes; Syngnathidae. The transcript is spliced from 9 exons. Gene Ontology annotation, molecular function: zinc ion binding; L-iditol 2-dehydrogenase (NAD+) activity.
GUUCUAUUAGCAAAUAAGAUAUGAGUGUAUAGUGACCUUGUUUAAGUCUAUGUGAUUUUGAAAGCGCCUUUUCUUUAACACACAAAGUCGUGCACCCCUAAUGAGUGGACUAUGCCGAGCAGGUUUAACCAAUGGCGUAUUUGUUAUGGUACCAACCCACCAAACAGGCCUGGGAUGUACUUUGACACCCAGCAGCAUGACAUUAGUAACACAGCAGCACAUCCACUCUCUUCAACUUCGCUUCUUUCCACGCUUUUGACGACUGUCAUGGAGUUGAACAAUCUCUCCGCGGUGCUACAUUCUAAGGGAGACCUGAGACUGGAAACGCGACCUGUCCCCAAGCCAGGGCCAAAUGAGGUUUUGCUUCAGAUGCACUCUGUUGGCAUCUGCGGCUCAGACGUCCACUACUGGCAGCACGGCAGAAUCGGAGACUUUGUGCUCACAAAGCCGAUGGUGUUGGGACACGAAGCAGCAGGUCGGGUGAUAAAAGUCGGCUCGGCGGUCAAACACCUUCAAGUGGGCGACCGAGUUGCCAUCGAGCCAGGUGUGCCCAGAGAGACGGAUGAGUUUUUCAAAAAUGGACGCUACAAUUUAUCUCCCACCAUCUUUUUCUGUGCCACCCCGCCCGAUGAUGGCAACCUGUGCAGAUACUACACACACAAUGCCAACUUCUGUUACAAGUUGCCUGAUAAUGUGACAUUUGAGGAGGGUGCUCUGAUCGAACCGCUGUCUGUGGGCAUCCACGCAUGUCGCAGGGCCGGCGUGACCCUCGGCAGUACCGUACUCGUCUGUGGCGCAGGACCAAUUGGCUUAGUCAGUCUGCUUGUGGCCAAAGCAAUGGGAGCUGCACAGGUUGUCAUUACAGAUCUGUUCCCCGAGCGUCUGGCCAUGGCCAAGGAGUUGGGUGCCGACUUCCAGUUGGUGGUGAAGAGAGGGGAUGAACCUAAGCAGUUGGCCAAGAGCGUCGAGGACAUGCUGGGAGCUCAGCUGCACAUCACCAUUGAAUGUAGUGGUGUUGAGAGCAGUAUUCAAACUGCCAUCUAUGCGACACGCUCAGGAGGCGUGGUGGUGCUGGUGGGCCUUGGAUCCGAAAUGACUAAUGUUCCUCUUGUCAACGCGGCCACCAGAGAAGUUGAUAUCAGAGGCGUCUUCCGCUACUGCAACACCUGGCCUAUGGCAAUCGCCAUGUUGGCAUCAGGAAAGGUGAACGUGAAGCCUCUGGUCACCCACCGCUUCCCCCUGGAGCAGGCGGCCCAGGCUUUUGAGACCACACGUCAGGGCCUGGGGAUAAAGGUCAUGUUGAAGUGUGACCAGAAUGACCAGAACCCUUAAAGUAACCAACACACUGCAGUGAAACUAUGGGGGACAGUUAACGGGGGAUUUUAUGUGACCAAUAAUUACCUUGAAUGUAAUUUUACAUCAUGAAAAAAAUAGUGAGAUUGACUUUUUUUUUAAAUUUUGUCUUGAAACACUGAUUUUACACUUUUUAAAAUAUGUUACUUAGUUUGGUACGACGCCACUUGCAUUGCUUAGUUGUUACCAGAAGGGGGAACCAGAGCAUCAAAUUACAAUCUACAUAAACUGUCAAGACUCGUUCCAACUAUUUUACUGAAAAAAACAAACAAAUCAGUGAACCAUUUACAUUUUUAUCAUUUUGUAAAAAAGGUUAAAGCAGUUCAAUAUGUUCAAAAGAUGGAUGGAUGGACUUUGUGAAGAUGACAAAAUGAAAGCAUCCUGCAGCAAUAAACCAUAUAAACACCCCCUCUUCCAAAUAAUACCAUCAACAUUAUUCUAUUACACAUUGCUUUAACAUGUCAAUAUUUUUUGCCUUGAUUGCUGUCACACUCAAGGGUGGAGUAAUUGAUUGGAAUAUUAUUCAUAUUGUAUUUGGACUGUGUGAAGUAGAAUACAGCAUGAAAUGUGCCUAAAAUGUAUACAUGAGAUAUUCUUAAUUACUUUAAUUCCAAUGCAAUUCAGGUUUGUAUCUUAAAGAGCUGAAUAGACUACUGUAGUGGCAUAUUUAUAAAUUGUUUAUUCUUGUAAGCAUUAAUAGAGCCUUUAUGAUGCCAUGAGCACAAUGGCCCCUUAACAACAAACACACACAUUUUCCUGCAACCUUGACAUGGUAACAAUGUAUUUGAACCCUUUUUGUGUAUAGUAUUUAAGUAAAAUUUAUUUUCUAUAUACAUCAUAAACCCCACCCAUGUAUCCCAUCAAUAAACCAUAUAAACACCCCCUCUUCCAAAUAAUACCAUCAACAUUAUUCUAUUACACAUUGCUUUAACAUGUCAAUAUUUUUUGCCUUGAUUGCUGUCACACUCAAGGGUGGAGUAAUUGAUUGGAAUAUUAUUCAUAUUGUAUUUGGACUGUGUGAAGUAGAAUACAGCAUGAAAUGUGCCUAAAAUGUAUACAUGAGAUAUUCUUAAUUACUUUAAUUCCAAUGCAAUUCAGGUUUGUAUCUUAAAGAGCUGAAUAGACUACUGUAGUGGCAUAUUUAUAAAUUGUUUAUUCUUGUAAGCAUUAAUGGAGCCUUUAUGAUGCCAUGAGCACAAUGGCCCCUUAACAACAAACACACACAUUUUCCUGCAACCUUGACAUGGUAACAAUGUAUUUGAACCCUUUUUGUGUAUAGUAUUUAAGUAAAAUGUAUCUUCUUUAUACAUCAUAAACCCCACCCAUGUAUCCCAUCAACUAUGCAUUUUUAGAAGCAAAAUAAUAUCAUCUUAAUUAAAUAAUUGUUGGUAGUUUUAAGAAUAGUUUGAUUCCUCCAAAUUAAUAUAUAUGUGAAGCUUAGGAGAGUCCAUGUCAGAGGUAACCAUAGAGUUGUUGUUGUUUUUUUGUGAUACUCUCAGGUUUUGCUGAAUUCUUAGUUUGCCAUUGAUACAUUAUACAAGUUUAUACAAAUAGGAGGGCUGACAUUGAUUUUAAUCAC